Nezara viridula (southern green stink bug) is the source of this 680-nucleotide messenger RNA. The record is from the annotation of a GenBank genome assembly. NCBI's taxonomy places the organism in Eukaryota, Metazoa, Arthropoda, Insecta, Hemiptera, Pentatomidae.
AAUUUGAUGUUAAAAUUUACUUUUGAUUACCACUUCAAAAUUUAAAUAAAUAUUAAAGUUUUACACAUGUAACACCAUUGAUAAGAAUAGUUCAUUUUUAUUCAAGGAUUCGGCCAUAUGUUUUUAGUUAAUGAUAAAGAUAACUAGUUUUUCAAAAUUGAAACGCAUCAUGACAAGCAAUUAAUAAUUUAAAAGAUAUUUUUGUUUUUAUAGCAUACUAGAAUGAGUGCUGAAGGCCCAGUGGAUUUCUGUCCAAAACCGAAACCGAAAGUUGAAGAAGCUGAACAACCCAAGAAGAGACCAUGUAAAAUAAUAAGGCCAGAUUACUGUCCCCCCAUUCCAGAUCCUGAUCCUUGUGAAGGACCAUUUCUGUUCGACUAUACUCCAGAACAACCAUCAAGAGGACCACCACAAUUCCCUGAAGAAAUAUUUGCAUGGCAGUGGAAAAGAUGUUUGAAUGACCUGAUGUGGAAAUUAGGUUGUGGGAUUUUUCUGGGAUAUCUUGGAUCCAAGCUCAUCUUUCAAAAAAAGAAAUGGCCUACCAUUAUCGGCGCGGGCAUUGGUAUAGGUUGGGCCUCUGAAAAUUGUGAGAGGGAACUCCGAUCUUGCUUCAGUUCAAAUUGAGAAAAUGGACUGCUGUUGGUUCGGAACUGUAAUAAAGUGUGAUUUUAAUCAACUCA